CAAGAAAAUUAGAAAAGAAAAGAAAAAACAAAAACACGGAAGGAGCACGAAACAACGAUACUCUUCGACACCAAUCUUUCAUUCACAGUUUCCCCCCAAAUGGUUCUUUAGAUCUCAAACUGGAAUAUUUCGGCAAUGAUUUUAAGAUCCAAAAUCAAAUGGGUAGCUCUUGGAGGACUCAUUUUAUCCAUACUUUCAUUGGUUGUGCACUUAAUUCUUGCCAAAUAUUCUACUCAAAAUCUUGUUUCUUAUAGUACUUUCACUAUAAUUAGUGAUGAUAUUGGUGUUUCUGUUGGAGGGACACAGGUUUUUGGUUACAAGAAAUUAUGGGAAAAUCUUAAGUUCCUCCAAUCCUUACAGCCUUAUUCUAACCCUAGAACUUCGUUUCCUGAGCCUGCUGUUCAAAGCAACGGUUUCAUAUAUGCUAAAAUAUAUGGCGGAUUUGAGAAGAUAAGAAAUUCGAUUGCUGAUCUUGUCGCUGUAUCCAGACUCUUAAAUGCAACUUUGGUCAUCCCGGAAAUUCAAGAAAGUCUCCGGUCAAAAGGCAUCAGCUCAAAGUAUACAUGCUUUUCGUACAUAUACAAUGAAGAGCAGUUCAUAGCAGCUCUUAAAAGUGAUGUAAUAAUUGUGAAGACAUUGCCUUCUAAGUUGAAGGAAGCUAGAAAGCAAAAACAGUUUCCAAUUUUUAAGCCUACACGCUCUGCUUCCCCGAGUUAUUAUACUUCAGAAGUUUUACCGGCAUUGGAAAAAGCAAAGGUUGUUGGUUUGGUCAUCGCUGAUGGAGGCUGUCUACAGGAUGCCCUUCCUCGUAGCUUGCUUGAGUAUCAAAGGCUUAGGUGUAGGGUUGCUUAUCAUGCACUGCGCUUUAGAGAAGAAAUUUUGGCACUUGGGCAUGAAAUUGUGAAGAGGUUACGUGCUUCUGGUCAACCAUACAUUGCUUAUAAUCCAGGCCUUGUCAGAGAUGCAUUAGCAUAUCAUGGUUGUGGAGAGCUUUUUCAGGAUGUUCAUACUGAACUGAUACAGUAUCGGAGAGAACAGAUGAUUAAGCAACGUAUAGUCAGAGAAGAGCUAGCUGUUGAUUCACAUGCUCGGAAAUUAAAUGGUUCUUGCCCCCUUAUGCCUGAGGAGGUAGGUUUGCUGCUUCGAGCCAUGGGUUAUCCUCCUCUCACAAGAAUAUAUGUGGCAGGUUCAGAGAUUUUUGGUGGUCAGAGGGUGCUAAUCCCUCUCCGUGCCAUGUACACCAACUUGGUAGACCGAACUUCGUUGUGCAAUAAACAGGAGUUAUUGAACUUGUUUGGCCCCGAAAAACCACUUGCAGAGGAUUCUGUUGAGCCACUUCCAUCUAAAAGCCCAAAGUUGUUCAAGGAAGAAUGGGACAAGGCUGGUCCACGGCCUAGGCCCCUCCCCCCUCCACCAGGAAAACCUAUUUAUCGUCAUGAAAAGAAGGGAUGGUAUGGCUGGGUUGCUGAAAAAAAUGUCGAGCCAGACCCCUCACCGGCAGAGCUGAGAAGUCAGGCACAUAGGCUCUUGUGGGCUGCUCUUGAUUAUAUAGUGUCAUGUGAAGCAGAUGUAUUUUUCCCUGGAUUCCAUAACGAUGGCAGCGGGUCACCGGAUUUUUCAAGUUUAGUUUUUGGACACCGGCUUUAUGAAAUGGCGUCAUUGAGAACAUAUAGACCAAAUAGGGAGAACGAUGCAGGGAAAAUGAACUGCAUAUCUGCUGUAUACUCAAAUCAACAUAGUACAAUGUUCUAACACGAGCUCAUAAUUCAUUUUCACCAGGAAAUAUCUGGCAGAAUUAUUCAAUAGUAGUAGUGAUAAUAUGUACCAUCCCAAACGCAGUUGGAUCCUGUCGGUCAGAGAACAUUUGAACAAGAGUGUCGGCGAGGAAGGCCUUUUAAGGGAGUUUAGACUUUCAAAACCCACUUUUUUUCUUUCUUACCCCAUUCCCGAGUGCUCUUGUCGGACAUCGAAUACCGAUGAGCUUGUAAGUUCAAUAUAUGAAGGUGUCGACGAAUGCCCUAAAUGGAUGGAGAAAGGGCUGAAAAUCAGUUCACCCGACUCAAGUACUGUGAAUGAAUCACUAGAGGAUGAUGCCGAAUUAGACAAGCAGUUUGAACCCGAGGAAGACAACUCAACACAGACAAGACCGUCAAUCGAGCAGGAUGAAGAAAUGGAUCCUAGCGACUAAAAGUUUGGAAAUAUGAUCCCUUCUUUUACGCCAUAUUCAUUCAAGUACUUUGCAUUCUGCUUUGAAUCUUAACUGGCUCGAGCAGUUAUAGUUUGGAGAAUGCUAAUGGACCGAGGGCUUAGGUUCUUUUACAACUGUCUCCCAUCAUAUUGAGGUUUCGUUUCGAGGUGCUAUGAAGGUCGAGUUAUCUUCUGCGAGUAUUUGCCUCUCGUCGUUGCAAGCAUAUGCUAAAUGUUCAAUGAAAAUUCCUCCGGGGAAGCUGUGAUUUUCGGAAGCUGAGAUGAAACAAGGUUCAUUUUGUUAAUUCUUUUAAUAUACAUACAGGCUGCAGGCAUUACACACAAAAUUACAUGUUUUGUUCAUUUUUUUCUUCAUUUUGGCCGAAAAUCAUUUUAUUCACCCAUAGAACAAGGUUUUUUUUUUUCCUUUUAUAUUCACCAAUGUAUAUCAAUGUAGUCUGAAUUUUUUUUCACGGAAAUUAAUAAAAGUUGUAUGCUUUUGUUGAGGUA
Amaranthus tricolor (Joseph's coat) is the source of this 2697-nucleotide messenger RNA. RefSeq names its product protein EMBRYO SAC DEVELOPMENT ARREST 30-like. NCBI's taxonomy places the organism in Eukaryota, Viridiplantae, Streptophyta, Magnoliopsida, Caryophyllales, Amaranthaceae. The transcript has 10 exons. Gene Ontology annotation, cellular component: cytoplasm; Golgi apparatus; chloroplast. The record is from RefSeq and is a predicted model, not a curated record. Bases 136 to 1752 code for a protein of 538 amino acids.